AUGAUUUUCUGGAAGCACCAGCGUUGUCUGGGAUGGUUGCACACAGAGAUGGGGACAAAUGAGUGGAGUUGCUCUUAUGACAUUCCCGGGCUGAAUAUACUGAGAGUCACAAAUGUUGAUUCAGGAGUCAAUAUCAUUAAGAGUAGGUUGCACGGCCAAAAGAUUCUCCUAAUUAUUGAUGAUGUGGAUCAAUUGGACCAGUUAAAAUACUUAGCUGGAAGCUCUGAUUGGUUUGAUGCCGGCAGUAGAAUUAUCAUAACAACAAGGGAUCAACAUUUGCUUCAUGCUCAUGGAGUUGAGUUCACGUACCAAGUGAAGGAGGUACAAUCUGAUGAAGCUUUGGAACUCUUCAGUUCUAAUGCCUUCCGAACAAGUAGAGUUCCGGAUGAUUAUCAAGAACUCGCAUGUAGUUUGGUAGGGUAUGCUCAAGGGAAUCCAUUAAUCCUCAAAAAUAUGGGUUCAUCUUUAUAUGGGAGAAGUAUUGAAGCAUGGCUCUCUGAAUUAGAAAGAUUAAAAAAUCUUCAAAGCAAGGGACUAAACGAAGUUGGAAGCCUUGAAAUGCCUGAAGCUGACAAGUCUGAAGCUGACGACGUCGAUGUACUAGAAGAACCAAAACCACCAGAAGAACCAGACCCGGCAGACAAUGAUACCGGCGACCCAAAGGGCUUCUCAGACUGGAUCUUUUUAAUCAUUAGCCUCAUCCUUGAGAUUAUUUCAGCGAUAUGUGAUCAGUUUUCCUCCUCAGAAAAGCCCAAAUUUGCAGUAAUUGGUGUGGUUUUGGCUAUUCUGGCUCUGGUCAUUUGCGUCUCUAAACAAAUUUACAGGGGUAGUAGAAAAAGAAAAGACGAAUCUGGGGGGUGCCAAAUGUUUUUUUGUCCUAACACAGACCGUCUUUUUGGUACUUUGCCUGACCUUUUUGGGUUAAUUUGUGGAAUCUCCCAGGGCGCAUCUUCCAUAGUUCAAUGCGUGUGCGUGCUUCGGCGUAAGGAUAAUCCUUUUAAAGUAAACCUUUUGCCUGUCAUAUUUCUUAUAUGUGUCGGUGGUUCAAAAUUAUUUGAGGACUGUAAAAGGUGCACCGAUUAUAGCGGGUCGAGGAGUCUGGGGAGGGAGAUCCGGGCGGAGAGUCAGGAUUCGGGCCAGAGGACGAUAUCUUCGGUUCCGACCACGGUUUUGGGGUCGGUGGAGGGCGGGACGGCUUCGGUGUCUUCAAAUCUUUCGACGCUGCUGUCUUUUAUUCGGAAGAGGGCCGGGACCUCGAAUGAGAUACAGGGUGAGGGGGCAUUUGGGUCCACCGGAAAUUAG
Prunus armeniaca (apricot) is the source of this 1302-nucleotide messenger RNA. Lineage: Eukaryota; Viridiplantae; Streptophyta; Magnoliopsida; Rosales; Rosaceae. The record is from the annotation of a GenBank genome assembly.